AUGGCAGAACAAGCUCCAGCCCCAGCCACCGCCCCGGCCAAGGCGGCCAAGAAGAAGGCUCCCAAGCCGAAGAAGGCGGGCCCCAGCGUCAGCGAGCUCAUCGUUACAGCUGUGUCCGCGUCCAAGGAGCGGAGCGGCGUGUCCGCGGCCGCCCUCAAGAAGGUCCUGGCUGCAGGAGGAUACGAUGUGGACAAGAACAAGGCCCGCGUCAAGACUGCUAUUAAGAGUCUGGUGGCAAAGGGCACUCUGGUCCAGGUUAAGGGAACCGGGGCCUCCGGAUCUUUCAAGAUGAGCAAGAAGGUCGCAGAGAAGAAACCGGCUAAGAAAGUCGCUCCUAAAGCCAAGAAACCUGCAGCGGCCAAGAAGCCUAAGGCAGCGGCAGCUAAGAAGCCAGUAGCCGCUAAGAAGUCCCCGAAGAAGGUCAAGAAACCCGCGGCGGCCAAGAAACCAACCAAGAGCCCCAAGAAGGCCACCAAGAGCCCCAAGAAGGCCACCAAGAGCCCCAAGAAGCCCACCAAGAGUCCUAAGAAAGUGGUCAAGAAGGCUCCUGCAGCCAAGAAAGCCCCCGCAAAGAAGGUUGCCAAGCCUAAAGUCAAGAAGGUAGCAGCCAAGAAGAAGUGAGCUGGGACCACCGAAGAUCUUAAAACUAAAGGCUCUUUUAAGAGCCACCCACAUCACACACUGAAGAGAGGAGUCCUGUUCAUUCAUGUCACAUUUAACACAUUCACUCAAUAACAGAGAUAUUGAGUCUUAUUCACUGAGCUCUAUGUCACCUCGUAGGCACAUUCAAUCAAACUUAUUACAAUCACAGCAGACGUGACAAACAUGUAACAUCAACAGGCCUGAUUCAAUAAGUCCUGUUGAAAAACAAACCUUGCUCAGCAGCGUUCUUAUGACAGGACUUAAUCCAUCAUGACAUGACAAACAUUCCAAGCUAUGCACAAGCUAUGCACUUCUUUAACAAACAUGCUCUCUGUUUGGAUUUCCAAUCCUCAUCCUUCAUGUACUGAUCAUGAAUAAAGAUGUUUCUCUCACUGUCUUUACAAAU
This is a messenger RNA of Notolabrus celidotus (New Zealand spotty), 1048 nucleotides long. Its product is annotated as histone H1-like. The transcript has a single exon. Bases 1 to 621 code for a protein of 206 amino acids. Gene Ontology annotation, biological process: nucleosome assembly. Gene Ontology annotation, cellular component: nucleosome. Gene Ontology annotation, molecular function: DNA binding; structural constituent of chromatin. The record is from RefSeq and is a predicted model, not a curated record. NCBI's taxonomy places the organism in Eukaryota, Metazoa, Chordata, Actinopteri, Labriformes, Labridae.